UAAACAAACUUUGAUACACAAUAUCUCUUUUGAUACGCCUAAACUGAAGGACAAAGCACUAUUUCCAGUUAUUAUUUAAAGGAAAACACCAAGCACUUAACACUGGAGUAUAAAUAUGGGUCUAGUACUGACACACAUGUUACAGUGCACCAAGCAUCACUCCAAGAUAACCACUUGUGUACUCACAGUCAUAGAAGCUGUUUACAUCAUAGAGCCAUAAAACGAUUGGAGCGCAGUUACAGUUGUAAGAAUGCGUUUUGCAAGUUGAGCAGCGUCCGCACUUCGGCCCUCUGCUCCUGGUCUCCUGGUUAGAGAGGAAGGGUUAAUCACUAACACCUUUUGGCACUUUACUGUAGUCGAACACAUAUUUGCCACUAGGAGGAGCCAACCACAGUUUCAGCUUAGAAAGACAUGACUUAAUACUGGAUUCUGGUCAUAAAAAAUUAAAGCAUAGAGAAAUAAUGCAAAAUCAACCAGUCAGCCAUUACAUUUAUGUUUUGGUGAAUCAAAAUACACUGUGUCUAUAACGUGUCUAUUAGUGGCAGUGCUGUCCUCACAUCAGAUUAGCAGGACCCAGCUCUUACAAUGCAGCUUUGUCGCAGGAACAGAUUACUACAUCAAGUGACCGGAGGUGUAGAAGUCCCGUUGCUCAGCUUUUUACCCCAGAUUUUCUUUGUACAUUUUCUUCGGACCACUUCCACGCACCUCAUCACUCUAAUGACACAGCUAGGACAGACCAAGCAGAAAUGACAGUGACUUACUCCCGUAGAGUGGCUGAUGCAGGUCUGGGCACGUUCUUCCACCUGCUCCUGCGCUGGAAGGGCAGCGUCUACAAACUACUGUACAGGGAGCUCAUCAUCUUCACCAUCCUCUACUACUUCUUCAGUGUGGUUUACAGAAAUUUACUCAGUAAAGACCAAAAGAGGCAGUUUGAAAAGCUGUCAAUAUACUGUGACCGCUACGCAGAGCUCAUCCCUGUGUCCUUUGUACUGGGUUUUUAUGUGACAUUGGUGGUGUCCCGUUGGUGGGGUCAGUAUGAGAGCAUCCCAUGGCCGGACAGAUUGGCAGCAUUAGUGGGGGCUCAUGUGCGUGGCACAGAUGAGAUGUCCAAACUGACUCGUCGUACUCUGAUGAGAUAUGCCAACCUGUCCGGUGUACUGACCUACCGCUCUGUCAGCACUGCUGUUUACAAGAGGUUUCCCACCAUGGAGCACCUCGUUCAGGCAGGUUUGAUGACCUCAGAGGAGCUGAGGCAUUUGGACGGCCUACCAUCGCCUCAUAACAAGUUCUGGGUUCCCUGUAUGUGGUUUGUUAAUCUGGCUCUGAGAGCUCGAACUGAAGGACGAAUAAACAAUGACGUUGCACUCACAGCCAUUCUCACAGAGUUGAAUAGUUUGCGAGGAAAGUGCAUGAAGCUGUAUGGUUACGACUGGAUCAGCCUGCCUCUUGUCUAUACACAGGUUGCAACAGUUGCAGUCUACAGUUUCUUUCUGGCGUGUCUCAUUGGUCGUCAAUUUUUGGAUCCAGCUCAAGGCUAUCCUGGACACGAUAUUGACUUUUACCUGCCCAUCUUCACUCUACUGCAGUUUUUCUUCUAUGUUGGUUGGCUCAAGGUGGCAGAGCAGCUCAUAAACCCUUUUGGUGAGGAUGAUGAUGACUUUGAAACCAAUUGGGUGGUAGAUCGAAAUUUGCAGGUGUCCUUGUUGUCCGUAGAUGAGAUGUAUGACAGUCUCCCAUUGGUUGAGAAAGACAUGUACUGGAAUGAAACAGAACCACAGCCUCCGUACACAGCUGCCAGCGCUGAACACCGCAAACCCUCUUUCAUGGGCUCAGCUUUGGAUAUUAGUGUUCCAAAGGAGGAGAUGGAAUUUCAGUCCAACCUUGAGCAGAUUAAGGAAAAUGAAGAGGCUAACUACUCCACUCCACUGUUGGGGGGGUUGGGUCGGCUGCUCGGAGUCCAGUCUCCCAAUUUCCCUCGCUCUUCUCGAGUGUCUCUUCUGCGCAGACGUCCUGGAGCUCCUUUGAGUCGCUUCCCCCUGUAUCUGCCCCCAGAGGCCCCUUCUAUCCCAGGCCAAGGUCGCCACCUCCUCAACCCAGAGUCUGACUUUGCCCUUUCUGCUUUGCCCCCAUUUGACAGAGCUGGUUUUUACAGCUGUCCUCAGACACCUAUCCACUGUGUACCCCCUGCUGUUCCCCGCCCUAGACCUACCAGAAGGGCUCAGAAUGAAUGGGAUCGUAGUUGUAGCUCUCUUGCACCUCCUGUAUUUGGCUCACAGCAAGUACCUCCAGACACACCAAACCAUGCUUUACAACCUCCUUCUUCUGCUUUUCCCUGGCUUGGAGGGGACGGUGAAGUACCAAGUGGUCCAGCCUUCUCCUUCCCCGAUCCUGCCCCAGAACUUAGCCCUAUAUCCAAAAUUAGACAUGGCUUAUUGUCUCGCAGACCACCGGCGAGAUUAACCUUAGACACUGCCACACCUGUGGAUAUCCAGACAGCCCCCUCCAGCGCCCGCACCACUGGUAGUGAAAGGGUGUUCUCAUUCACCCCUCCUUCACGCAGCACAAAUCCAAAUAAUCCAAGCAGUAGCACCACCAGCAUUAAUACAGCCAUCACCAACAGCGCGGGGACAACAGGGAGUCUCUGUAAUGGCACAAAUCACAGUAGUUUUAAUAACAGCUUUAACGGCAACAUGAGGGCAAGCAAUGGGGGUGCCAGUGGUGGCUUAAGUAAUAUUGUGAACACAGUUUCCAGUACACAGCAAGAAGCCAACCAACAAAACUCACCAAAUGAUUCAGGGAUCUCAUUGGCUGAGGGGGACUUGUUGGGAGUUUUAGUGGACAAUGAGUUGAGCAAAGCUGGGGCAAAGGAACAGGAAUAAGAGGCAGAGGCAGACUGUUCUUGUUUCAGAUAAAGUUUUCAAAAUAUCACAAACUUUCUGAGACGGCUGAAACAAAAGGCAGACAUGAGAAGUGUUUAACUAGAGUUAAUCACUUCCUGAUUAACUUGUCAAAAAGCACCUUACAAGGAUAAACCAGAGACAUGGAAACCAUUCUCCACAAAGUGUGCUGUGGCAGAAGGAAAAUGUACAUUUGAUACAAAUAUUUGCAUAAUUGAUGUAAAUGCCAAAUAACAGAGCUCUAGGUAUUUUUUGUGUAAUAUAAACAUAAUUGUGUACAGAUUAAAACAUGUCUUGUUGACUGUU
Molecule: messenger RNA, 3203 nt
Organism: Boleophthalmus pectinirostris (great blue-spotted mudskipper)
Lineage: Eukaryota; Metazoa; Chordata; Actinopteri; Gobiiformes; Gobiidae
Gene: best1
Product: bestrophin 1
Exons: 10
Coding region: 747-2879 (710 amino acids)
Molecular function (GO): chloride channel activity
Source: RefSeq, a predicted model, not a curated record